Scatophagus argus is the source of this 2691-nucleotide messenger RNA. It is a transcript of the gene hoxa11a, whose product is annotated as homeobox A11a. The transcript has 2 exons. The record is from RefSeq and is a predicted model, not a curated record. Gene Ontology annotation, molecular function: DNA-binding transcription factor activity, RNA polymerase II-specific; RNA polymerase II cis-regulatory region sequence-specific DNA binding. Gene Ontology annotation, biological process: regulation of transcription by RNA polymerase II; anatomical structure development. The coding region runs from base 714 to 1613 and encodes 299 amino acids. Lineage: Eukaryota; Metazoa; Chordata; Actinopteri; Scatophagidae. Gene Ontology annotation, cellular component: nucleus.
GAUAAGUUGUCUCCUUCCUCCAGUUCAGGUCCAUGUUUAUCAGUGCACAGUAAUGCUGGUUUAGUUCAUGUUAUUGUCAGGUAGGGCCCAGAUAAAUGAGCUUCCAGAAUCCUUUUGUUUUUCACGCAUGGCGGACAUAAUUUAAAAACAAGAGAAACUUCAAAAUACACGCAAAUGUUUUUUUCCAUGAGAGAUUGAUCUGGAAUAUUAAAAUUGAUAUUUUUGCUUAAAUCUUGUACUGAAAUCCCUCUUCUCUCUUUUGAAAGCCAUAAAAUUAGAAUUCUUUCUUUCUUUCACUUCGUUGCAUGUUAAGGAAUUCAUUUUUUAAGCCGACAUGGCGAUAAACCACCAAUGUCAAGCUUCAGGACACAUAGCAGUCAUGUCUUUUACACUCCUACACACACCCCUUUUCUUUCUUUCCUACACACACACACACACACACACACACACACACACACACACACAUACAUACAUACAUACACGCACACACGCACACACAGCCUGAAAAUCUGUCAAUUUCUGCCGCGUGGUCACGUGACCUCCUCCUCCGUGGAGUGGAUGGAGAUGGCUCUCCACGUCAGCUUACGUCUCCAAAUUUCUGCUUAGCGAACCUGCUUCAAAGAGGCAGGAGGCACGGCGCUUCAGAGCCAUGUUCGGGGCGGUUAUAGAGGAAUCAAACCCCAACAUAGAGUUAUAGUAGCGGGUGAACUACGAUGAUGGAUUUUGACGAAAGGGUCCCCGUCGGAUCGAACAUGUAUUUGCCCAGUUGCACUUAUUACGUCUCGGCGGGGGCUGAUUUUUCCGGUCUUCCCUCGUUUUUAUCUCAAACCCCGUCCACCCGCCCCAUGACAUACUCCUACUCCUCUAACCUGCCGCAGGUCCAACCCGUCAGAGAGGUGACGUUCAGGGACUAUGCAGCCAUUGACGCGUCCGGUAAAUGGCCGCACCGGGGGAACUUGCCUCAGUGCUACCCCAGCGCGGAGGACAUGGUGCACCGGGACUGUCUGUCGGCGCAAACUGCCGUCGUAGGGGACAUGUUUGGUAAAAACAGCCCCGCAGCCGCCGCCGCCGCGUAUCACCACCACCACCACCACCACCAUACUAGCGCCAGCUCCGCUGCCUCCAACUUCUACGGGAACGUGGGCAGAAAUGGCGUGCUGCCACAAGCCUUCGACCAGUUUUACGAGACGGCGUACGGGAACACGUCGGAGAGUUCUUCAACAAAUGGCUACUCAGGGGAAAAAACCCCGACCAAACAGCCCAGCUCUGCGCCAGAGGACGCGCCGUCGUGCAGGGACACCGAGACUAAGGAGCCGCGGGAUGAGACGAGCAGCCCGGAGUUAUCUUCCGGUAACAAUGAGGAGAAAUCCAGCAGCAGCAAUGGACAGAGGACACGCAAGAAAAGGUGCCCAUAUUCCAAAUAUCAGAUCAGAGAACUUGAAAGAGAAUUCUUUUUCAGUGUGUACAUUAACAAAGAGAAACGCAUGCAACUGUCUCGGAUGCUCAACCUCACCGACCGGCAAGUGAAGAUUUGGUUUCAGAACCGCCGCAUGAAGGAGAAAAAACUGAACAGAGACAGAUUACAAUAUUAUACCUCUAACCCUCUCCUUUAGGGCUGAAAACAGUGCCGUCAGCUUUCAUUGUCCUCCUGUGCUGUGGGACCGACUGCGUUUACAGACAGACUGACUUUGCCCGGUGUACAUUGUGUACCACAAUGGCCGCGACAGCAGCAGCAGCAGCUACAACAACAACAACGCUGCUCAGUGGUUAAUUUCAAGUUCGAGGACAACAAGUAUCGUGUGAUCUGAAGUUCCUAAAGAGUGAGCAUGAAUAAAGACAUUCUUCUGGACUUUUGGUUUCACUCUGCAGACUCAGUUUGGGGAAAAUGUAGAAACGAAUUGUUGUCCUCGCCAAGACUGCGCUUGCGAAGGCCUAUGUUAAUAUUAAUGUGAUUCACAGGACGCCUUGUUUAUUUUCUUUGGAGGCGGACAAAAAAAAAAAAAAAAAAAAAGAAAGAAAGAAAGAAAAAAAUCAUCAGUCACUAAUUGACUGUCUCAGUGUAUUUUGUAAUCAAAAGAUGUAUUUUACUUUCUUCUGUUUUCAAAUCAGAAAAGUGUUGGAUUUAGGUCGAUGGCGAGUAUGUGACUUUGGUAACUGAAUCUAUAUUGGUGUGACCAAAUAAUGAGUCCGAAAGGAUGAGAAUGUAACGUACAUUUUGUUUUUGUGCUUAUUUAUUUUGUAGCCGCUCGUUUACCAUCUCCCUUUAAAGCCACGGCUAAGUCAAAGUCCAUUAUUAAAGGCAGGCUACUGGAAUCCCGUGCUGAGUCUGGGCUGCUCUCCCAGUGCGAGUUUUUGUCGUCCUUCCUGUAGCCUGCACAAUGAGGGCUAUGAGUAUUUAUAUUUUACGUAUCUUUCACUUCCCAAAUCCUUGCCGUCCUCGUGAUUUUUUGGGUUUUGGGGUUUUUUUUUGUUUUGUUUUUGGAGAUUACCAGUCGAGAAUUGUUAAUGCAGGCCAAACCAGACAGAUAAGCUUGUCUACUGGAUCCGUGUGGAGUUGCACUGAGGUACACGCCCAACACAUUCGCACAGGUAUACAUGGGACCUGUUCGGUCUCUUAUUGAUACGCAUAACAGAAUAUUUUUCUCAUGACAUGUGAUCAUUUGGUACUUGCUAGUCUAAAGAAGAUUUUAA